Phragmites australis (common reed) is the source of this 1300-nucleotide messenger RNA. RefSeq names its product GDSL esterase/lipase At1g28590-like. The record is from RefSeq and is a predicted model, not a curated record. Bases 18 to 1181 code for a protein of 387 amino acids. Gene Ontology annotation, molecular function: hydrolase activity, acting on ester bonds. Lineage: Eukaryota; Viridiplantae; Streptophyta; Magnoliopsida; Poales; Poaceae. The transcript has 5 exons.
UCGUGACACCGAAGCAAAUGGCGCCAUUGUCACAUCUCCUCGUGGUCUUGGUGCUUCUUCGCGCUGCCGCGGCGCUGGACAGCGGUGGUGGCGGCGGCCAGGCGCGCUACGCCCGCGUCUUCAGCUUCGGCGACUCCCUCACCGACACAGGCAACGCGCUGCACGUCCCGGCCACCAGCGCGGGGCCGGCGAGCCGUCCACCGUACGGAGAGACCUUCUUCCGCCGCCCCACCGGCCGCGCGUCCGACGGACGUCUCGUCGUCGACUUCUUCGUUGAGGCGCUCAGGGUGCCGCACCCGACGCCGUACCUUGCCGGGAAGAUGGCGGCGGAUUUCCGGCGCGGCGUGAACUUCGCGGUGGGCGGGGCGACGGCGCUUGAUCCGGAGUUCUUCGAGAGCAAAGGACUGAAGCCGUUCGUGCCGGUUUCUCUUAGGAACCAGACCAGCUGGUUCAGGAAUGUUUUACAACUUCUUGGCUCCGUUCACGGGCAGAGGAAGAUCACGGCGACCGCGCUCUUCCUCGUCGGAGAGAUCGGGGUCAACGACUACUUCAUCGCCCUCAACAGGAACUGCACCGUCGGCGAGGUGAAGAACUUCGUGCCGCACGUCAUCGGCGCCAUCCGGUCGGUCGUGACCGACGUGAUCGCCGCCGGAGCAGCCACGGUGGUGAUCCCGGGGAUGAUACCGCUGGGCUGCGAGCCGCAGCUGCUCGCGCUCUACCAGGGCAGCGUCGACGCCGAGGGCUACGACCCGGACUCCGGCUGCAUCACGCGGCUCAACGACCUCGCCGAGCUGCACAACCGCGGCCUGCGCCGCAUGAUCAGCGGCCUCCGGCGCGCCAACCCCGGCACGGCCAUCGUCUACGCCGACCUCUACCGCGCCGUCACCGACAUCAUCGUGUCGCCCGGCAAAUACGGUUUCAGGGAUAGGCCGUUGGCGGCGUGCUGCGGCGGCAUCGGAGCGUACAACUUCGACAUGGCGGCGUUCUGCGGCGCGGCGGGAACAGCGGCGUGCGCCGACCCGUCGGAGUACGUCUCCUGGGACGGCGUGCACUUCACGGAGGCCGCCAACAGGCGCAUCGCGUGCGCCGUGCUCGAGGGAUCGUACGUCGCCGACGCGCCUACCCUGUCGAUGUCCUGGGCCACGACGGAGACCGGACGUAGGAUUCGGUGCGUCGGCUAGAGUCCGGUCGAGCCGGCCGUGGGCCGGCUAAUAACGUGGCGCCCGCUGAUGCCCUCGCUUUGAGUCAUCUACUUUUUGACUGGUAGGGCUGCCCGCCAUUUCUUAGGAAUAUAUGUAGG